UGGUUUUAAAAGGACUGGCGCCUCGUUUUAUACAGUUUUAGCAAGUGUAGCCCCAUUUUAUUUUUUAUGGUAACAAAAUGGCAAAUCAACCAUUACAUGGUUGUAAUAAGUACAAGAUUUGAGUACUUUGUGAGAAAGUUUAAGUCUAAGAUAACUAAGGCAACCAACAAUACACUACGUUGAAAUUUUAAGUUUAAACUAAAAAUUUCGAAUUGAUAAUCGAAAUCUCUACUUUCAACUCUAAAUUUACCUUAGGUUAGGUUAGGACUUGGUUGCAUUAGGUUUGGUUUGACCGUGUAAACAAAAGAAACUGAACUUAAUGUUUUUAUUUAGCUGGUUGGGAUCAUAAGGUUAAAGUAGGUAAAGACAACACGAAGUAAGUGUCCUUUCUAAAAAUUGCGUUAGGUUGCGUUGGGAUUGGGUUAGGGUAGGUUAGGUUGCGAUUGAAUGGAGAUUUCGAGUUACAAGUCGAAAUUUCAAAUAAAAAUAUGUUUAUCCUUCCACGCUUUCGUAGUUAUCGUAUCGUAUAAAGUGCGCCUUUCGCGUUUUCAAACGGGAGUGACGGGAGUGUUCGGGUGUAUCGUAUAGUACUCGCGCGUUGAGUUUAUCGUAUCGUAAAAGUGUGGCGCUCGGGAUCCGGGAGUGUUCGGGAUUUUUGGGACAUCGUUGUCGUGGCGGGCUUUAGGAUUUUCAACGAUAAGGACUUCCAACUACAAGUAUUUUUCAACGUAUAGAUCGUCUCAGAGGAUACAAACUAAAGAUGUGGGAAAAGGUAGUUCCAUGGGUGGUUGGCUUACUUUUUUUAAUUGAAAUGCACCCUGCCACAUCCCAAGAGGAUUCUUUAAGGAGUGCUUUAAAAGCUGUUAACCGACUCCAAAAAGAUUUAUCAGAUAAUCGUGGCUAUGAAGAUUAUUACUUCACAGAUGAUUAUUAUCCCACACCUUCCGAAAGAAGAAACCUUGAAAGGGAAAUUUUUGGUCAACUACAAAAUGGCGGUGAUUUAAAUAAUGAUAUGCAAAAAUGGGGUAUGAAAAAAAGGUUUUCUUCGUCAUUUAGGGAACGUAUAUUAGAAGAAAACAAUGACGAAGAUAAUAAAAAAUCUUUGUCUGACAUGUUUCUAAAUCAGUUGCAUAGCCGUGAAAAUUUAGCUGAAGAUGAUCCUGAUUAUCCUGAAUUAUUAAAAGAGGUUCUCGAUUCUUAUGGAAACCAGGAAAAUUUCUAUAGAAACGACCGAUACGACAAGCGCUAUUUUCCGUUUGAUUACUAUCCAAAUUUGGGAUACAACAAUGUUGGAAUGAAAAAACGCAGUCGCCCUGAUACUUACAUGUACGUACCAAACUACGAACCCCGUGAAGAUUACGAUCGUUAUGUGGAAACUUUGGAAAUCCCAAGUCAAUACUUGGAUUCUCAGCGAUUCAAAGAACGCAACAAUGCAGAUUUGGUCAACUACCAAAUGAAAAAGCGCUUCAAAGUUUCCAAGAGAAGUAGCCCAGAAAAGAAAUCUACCAAAAAGGAUCUUGUCAAAACAGAUGCCAAAGUAGAAGAGGACUUGAGUAACAUUUUCAUUAAAGCCCACAAAGCCAAACUUCGCGAUAGCCCAAAGAAGCCGACCAAAACAGAAAGUAGUCACAUAAAUCCGAAGGGCGAUCCACACGUUCUAUCAUCAACGGAGAAAAAGACCAAUGAAACUUUAAAAGGGAAACACCAACCGGAUAAAAAGUUAAUUAGUUCUCUCAACAAGGAAACGAUUACUUUGGACUCCAAACAAACUCCGUUGCACAUUGAAAAGAAAUCGAUCAAUUGGUCCGAUUAUUUUGGGAUCGACAAAAGGAAACCAUCGAGUGAUUUGGACAACGAAUGGUUAAUAGAAAGAUAUCAUAAAGCAGUAGCAAUGGCUUCUAAAAGAGAUCCAGACUUGUCCACUUCCAAAAAUGACGAGAAAGAAGCUGAAGCUGUCGAAUUCCUCCACGAUGAUAACAAACAAACCCGCUCUUCAAACAUUAACAUCGAUAAGGUCGAUACAGACUUAAAAGAUGUUGAGGAAUCACUUAUUGAUGAGACGUUGAAAUACACGGGUGCACAUGAAGGCGUAGUCGACUCGAAAGAUGUCCAAAAUGUGAAAGAUAAAGUCAUUUCUCAAUUAGCAGCAGCGUAUAAUUUAGAAAAGAUGAGACAGGCUUUGGGAGAGUACAAAAAUAGCAUUUCCAAGCAAAAGUUUCAGAUGAAACAAACGGACGAUGAAAAGGAGAUUUCAGGGAAUCACCAGCAGGAGUCUGAAGAAAAUGACGAAAGGGCAAGCAUUAAAUGUGCAGAGGACGAUGAGGCUUGUUUGGAAAAAAAUACUUUUAAUCAAGGAUCAUCAUCAUGUUCAAAAAUUCAAAACAUGUGCAAAGAUCAAGCAGUAGAUUUUCUUGGAAUUUACAACCAUUUACUAACCUCGUCUUGCACUUACCAUCAAACCUGUCUCUUAUGUAAUGAAAAUAGUUGGUUUUCACCAACACGCGAGUGCAACCAAUUAUUUUUGGAAAAGGCAAACAGCGUUUGCUUAGGGGAUCAUAUUUGUCAGAGGGUUGCUAGAAACAGUAUUCAACACCUUGUUAACCUUAACAAGGCGGUUGUACUAGAUAGCGAAGAUUGUUCUCAAUACUGUUGGGAACAAUUUACUAAGCCUCACAAACACGCUAAAACAACUUAAAAGAUACUAUGUCUUGAUGAUAAUAAUUUAUUAUAACUUGUGUCAUUGUGAAGAAGAACGGUUUUGUCAGGUUUUUUUUUUUUAAAUUUGAAUGUACCAAUCUUGUUACACAUAGGUGCCUCUAAGAAACCAUUAAAUGUCAAACAGUCACAUUUUAAUUAUUAUUAUUACUGGAGAGGUGCUCUAUUCAAAUCUUUUCUUUUACUUUUUCCAACACAAUCUGGGUAGGUACCACUUAUAAUAAUCAGCAAAAAGCUAUUAAAAUCUAGAAAUGUCACUUUAAAGUAAUCGCUUCAGUAUCCGGUCCUGCUGUUAGCUGAAGAAUGCUUUGAAUGGAAUUAAGUAUAAUAAUACUUACACAAAAACCUACUUUACCAUGAUCUUAAAACUACAUUUGAAUGAAUAACUUUUGGACCGACGAUGAAGACAGUAAAUACUGGACAAUUUUAGCUACUAAAUAUCUUUCAUUAUCUUAAAUUUGUUUGAUAAGGUGACAUGUAUUUCGACAAAAUGGAUUUUUGCUCAAUCGAAGGAAAUGAUUGAUAAUUUCAGCUCCUAUUUAACCAGUUUUCAUCUGAUAUUCUCUUUUUUUUGACUAUGAUACUAUGAACGACAAUAAUCAAUAUCGUCGUGCCUUUUUAAUGUGCUGUUGUGUUCUCUUUGCGAAUUUGGUACUUGUUAAUUUGGAAAAUGAUUUCAACUUUAAAGUAGACGUCUAGAAACUGAAACAGAGCGCGUAAUGUUGUAGCAGUUUUCUUGACAAAUUAUCUACAAAUUAAGAACUAAUAAUUACAUAAAUUAAAUUAAAUCGAACGAAAUGGGCACAUUAAAAAAAACAAAUGGAGCAUUAAACCGGAUCUACUUUUAGAUUUUUGGCAAAAUUCCCAAGCCCUACAUUCAAAAUUGCAUUGCAGCACUGACGAAACUUGCAUGUUAUUUUUUCUUUUUUAGUAACAGACAGAUCUUUAUCUUUGUUCUUUUUAUAGUAGGUAUUAUUAACAUUCUUCUUCACAGUGAAAUUUAAAAUUUAAGCUUACAAAAAGAUAUCUAGUAAUGAUGUUGUUAAAAAAAAAAAUUUAUUGUUGUUAUCCACAAUACUUAGCACUGAUAUGUGUUAACAAAGGGUGGCAACCCUUUUCUAUAAUGUAUGUCUAACAUUUCUUAUGUAUCUGAUUAUUACAAUUUUAUCAUUAGAUCUGACUGAAAAUCACCUAUAAUUUUUUUAAUAAUAGCUGUGGCAUUAAAAAUGAUAAUAAAUC
Messenger RNA from Agrilus planipennis (emerald ash borer), 3954 nucleotides. RefSeq lists its product as uncharacterized. The record is from RefSeq and is a predicted model, not a curated record. Bases 761 to 2695 code for a protein of 644 amino acids. NCBI's taxonomy places the organism in Eukaryota, Metazoa, Arthropoda, Insecta, Coleoptera, Buprestidae. The transcript is spliced from 5 exons.